Molecule: messenger RNA, 633 nt
Organism: Prorocentrum cordatum
Lineage: Eukaryota; Dinophyceae; Prorocentrales; Prorocentraceae
Source: the annotation of a GenBank genome assembly
AAGAUCGCGCACUGGCACUUCUACCUCAACUUGUUCGUUGCUGGGACUUGCUCCACCGCGGUCGGGCGCGCAGAGUGGCCAAAGAGCGCGAUCGAGUGGGGCGCGGCGAUCGCUGGCAACGGCCGUUUACGAAAGUCGCUGAGGAGGCUCAUCGCAGACGCGCGCGAGGACGCGCUCGGCGCGUGCGAGGCCGCGCUCCGGGGCCGACAUCCAGAAGUUCAACGACAGCUUGAGGGUCGGCAAGGUGCGGUGCCUGCCGCGCUGGCGAUGCAGUUCCCAGCGCGGCCGUUCUACCCAAUGAUGCUCCAGCACUCUCCAUUCCGGGUGCUGCGGACCUGGUUCGACGACAUCAGCAUCAGGAUCGUGGGCAGCAGGUCCCAUGCCAUCGACGUCGCAGUAGAGGCCGCGCGCGCGCUGUUCGCGCGCCUCGGACAGCAGGGCCUCGAACUGGCGGACAACACGACGCCCCUAGGCACGCGCUUCGAGGGCGCGAUGGACAUCGGGCAGCAGCUGCUGCAGAGGGGCGCCAAGCUCAAGGUGGCACAGCGGGGCGCGACCUGGGAGCUGAUCGCGCCACGCGGGGAGCCGCGACGAGACCGGCCGUGGGAGCGCGCCGGAAAGGACUCCGACGAC